This is a messenger RNA of Penicillium malachiteum, 1407 nucleotides long. RefSeq lists its product as uncharacterized. The record is from RefSeq and is a predicted model, not a curated record. Lineage: Eukaryota; Fungi; Ascomycota; Eurotiomycetes; Eurotiales; Aspergillaceae. Bases 1 to 1407 code for a protein of 468 amino acids. The transcript is spliced from 3 exons. Gene Ontology annotation, molecular function: protein binding.
AUGGCUCCAACUCCAUCAAUAGAUGCGCUAGCAAGCGCCAUAGUUGCGCAGUUCCUGCGCACAAACAAUUACACAGAGACUCUCCAGGCCUUCCUUCGUGAAGCUGGUCUCCCUAGUCUUCUUGAAGAGAAGAAGGCCUUCGACCACAGCGCUAAUUUUGAGCGAUAUGGCGAAGAUACGAAAGAUGAUGAUAUGUGGACUGUUCCAGCCCCGUCUAAACCGACGGUGAUCCAGACUCCCACAUCUUCAAAUAUUCUUGCUGCCUCAGUUGAACCAUGGCAGUAUUCAAGUGAUGGUGCAGAUGUGAAAACGUCAGCACUACCUUUACUUGCGUCAACUGGAGCUGAUAAGCAAAUUCAUUUACUUGAUACUAAGCCGGAUCAUGCUUCUCUGGUCUCUUUCUCUGGUCUAUCGGAUUCACCGGUUCUUUCACUCACAUCGAUCCUUCAAGGUCGAUACAUUCUGAUGACCAAUAUGUCCGGUUAUCUUCUCCUUCAACAUAGAUCGCACAUUCUAGAUAGCAGAAAGGAUCACGCAAAGUAUGCAGUCAAAGUCGUUGCCCACGAAGAAGGAAGUGAGAACGGUAUUCGAAGAUUCUGGAUUGCAACAGCAGGCUGGGACGCGACUGUCUUCUUAUACCGAAUUGAGAUCCCAGAUGAGGACAUGGCCACAGACUCGUCACCAGUCCUUGGUGAACCCGUCGCACGCAUCAAGCUACCUACCAACCCAGAGUCCCUUGUUUUCGUACCCCAUAUCGAUUCCGGCGAGCUACUCUUGCUCGUAUCUCGUCGCGAUUCCACCCAUAUAUUCUACUAUCAAGUCUCAUCAUCAUCUCCCGAGCUUCCUCUCCUCGGACAACAAAAUCUCGCACCUCACUCGAAUGCCUGGGUAGCAUUCUCUCCAGCUCAUAUGGCACUUAGUCCACGAGAUCCUGGAUUGUUAGCAAUUGCUACGUCCGCACUUCCCCAUAUGAAAGUGAUGAUCGUCCGACUUCUUUUUCCAUCUGCGCAUCUACCAGGUGGCCCUGAGAUACCGGGUCCAGAUUCAGCAUUGACACAAGCGACGCAGGCUAUGGCUGCUUUGGCGCUUCAGAAUCGCGAGGACACAGCCAUCUUGCUUCAGGCGAAUACGUUUGCGCCGCAGACAGCAUACUCGACGCCGCAGGUUGCAUGGAGACCCGAUGGAUCGGGAGUUUGGGUCAACGGUGAUGAUGGUCUGGUGAGAGGUAUUGAGGCGAAGACGGGUAAGCUUAUGACUGUUUUGAAGGAUGGUCAUGAGCUCGGUUAUAAGGUGCGGACUAUUUGGGCUGGUUACGUGGAUGUAGCUGGUAAAGAGGGGGAAUCCAUCCGGGAAGAAUGGGUGGUUAGUGGUGGAUUUGAUAAGAGGUUGAUUGUAUGGAAAGUGUGA